Molecule: messenger RNA, 1305 nt
Organism: Lodderomyces theae
Lineage: Eukaryota; Fungi; Ascomycota; Pichiomycetes; Serinales; Debaryomycetaceae
Gene: RIB1
Product: GTP cyclohydrolase II
Exons: 1
Coding region: 1-1305 (434 amino acids)
Biological process (GO): riboflavin biosynthetic process
Molecular function (GO): GTP cyclohydrolase II activity
Source: RefSeq, a predicted model, not a curated record
AUGACAGUUGAUAUAGAUUCAAGCUCAUCAUUAACUACAACUACAACUACAACUACGGACACUAUACUAGCAGGAGAAAAAAUUGCAUCAAGAAGAAAAGAUAACCUGCUUAAAAAAGAAUACUCGUUUGGUCAUCCACUCUUGAACAAAAAGAAUAACCCCACGUCUCAGCGCCAACAACAAUAUCAACAACUAUACAAAUCACACACUCGUUUUACAAAAAUGUCUCUAUUGCACCAUCCUCAACCAGCCGCAACACGCAAUAGUGGCUCACCAUUGCGGGAACAAAAUGGGGUUAACACCCACAAUAAGCAUUAUGUGCCAGAUAUCGCCAAGAUUCCCAUGGUGACGCCUCGUCCAUCCAGCACCAACCUCCCGUUGUCUUCAAGACCUGUGGGUACACCACAACCACCACCAGUAAUAACUCAGGAUAUGCGAGAUCACACCAAUCUACCUGAUGAACUCCCAGUGGUUAACUGUGUAGCCAGGGCACGUAUCCCCACAACUCACGGGCCAGACAUUUUUUUGCAUUUGUAUGAAAACAACGUUGAUAAUAAGGAGCAUCUAGCUAUAGUGUUUGGCGAAGAUAUCAGGUCUAGGUCCUUGUUCAAACAAAGACCUGCAGAGACACAACAAGACAGAAUGACGAGAGGGGCAUAUAUUGGCAAAUUGACGCCUGGUAGAACAAGCGCUGAUCAUGAUGCCGAGAAUGGGCAUCAAUUGAAGUUUGACCAGCAAGGCAAUUUGAUUAUUGACGAACUCACCUAUUCCAAUCCCACUUUGGUUCGUAUUCAUUCAGAAUGCUACACGGGUGAAACUGCAUGGAGUGCAAGGUGUGACUGUGGUGAGCAAUUUGACCAAGCAGGAAAGAUUAUGGGAGAAAACGGACACGGGUGUAUGGUCUACUUGAGACAAGAGGGGAGAGGAAUUGGUCUUGGAGAAAAACUAAAGGCUUACAAUUUGCAGGAUCUCGGAGCUGACACCGUUGAAGCUAACUUGAUCUUGAGACAUCCAGCAGACGCUCGUAAUUUCUCACUAGCAACAGCAAUCUUACUUGAUUUGGGGUUAGUGGAGAUCAGAUUGUUAACGAACAAUCCCGACAAAAUCAUUGCCGUUGAAGGUAAACAUCAGGAAGUGAAAGUCAAGGAAAGAAUUCCAAUGAUCCCUUUGAGUUGGAGGGAGCAAGGAAAAGACGGUGCAAAUGGUAUCAAAAGUAAGGAAAUUGAGGGGUACUUGAGUACUAAAAUUGAAAGAAUGGGACAUCUCUUGGAGAAACCAAUCAAAAUUAAUCAUGAAUCGAUUUAG